AUGCGGUCUCUUUAUGAUUUGCUUUUUGUGGAGCGUUACCGAGAGGGACGGAGGCAAGCUUUGGGGCGGUCGAAAAUGGCCGACAUUUUCUACUAUAGUGGAGUUUAUGAUUAUCGCAUACUUCGCUAUAUGAUCAACUUUCCGAUUGGUUUCGUUAUCUCCUACUUUCUCUAUGCACUUGCAUGGAAUCGUGUUAAUUUUGCCGAUUUUGACCCUCUCUACGAGCAGUUGUUCAAGUGGAUCAUCAUUAUGACAAGUUCGGUGACGUUUGCCAUAAGCCCGGUAUACCGAUGUGCAAUUGUAUGUGUCCUAUUCGGAUCGCUAGGCAAGAAUGGUCAAGGCUUAUUGUCUGUUCACGUGUUCACAAAUCUUCACGAUGGACCAAUCAAAAAUAUUAUGACUAAUUUCAACCUCUCAUCAUAUAUUAUCACGUGUCACCUCAAGCUCAAAGAACAACUGGCCACUGAAAGGAUCGUCAUGUCAACCGGACCGAUUGAAGCUUUUCUUGCUGACAAAUUCGGUAAGUCGACAACGAAAGGUCGUAAGAUGGUGCACAUGCUGAAAGCACUCGUCGAUCCGAUCGCAUACGAUAUGACGUUGAGUGAUGAAGAUAAGGCGAUUGCAGCUACCAUUGAUAACGCUGAGGUGUUGAAAACAAGAGAUGUAAUGCUCAAUGAGAAAAAAGAUAGCAUUUCGAAUGAGGACGUCAAACCGGUUUGGAAUAAACUUAAAUCAAAGACGGCCAAAUUGCAAACAAUGCGUUUGUAUCUUCAAUGUAACGAAGUGUUCGAUAAAGGCAUCAAGAAAUGUCACGACAAAUUUCGAGAUAUGAAGAGUAAAUGUUAUAAUAUGCUAUGGUUCUUACCGUUUUUGAACAGAGUGGUCUGUGGAAAAUUCGAUGUUCUGCACAUUUGUCAAGCAUCCGAAAAGCAUCAAGAAGCAACACGAUUCUGCAACGAAAUGAUGCAGGGGGCGUUGCAAAGAUCAAAAAGCAUCGAUACAGAUACGGACCAGAUGAACAAUAUCACUGAAGAGGUGCUGGAUCACCUCAGAGUGAAUAUGCAUUAUAAGGCUAUUGUUGAACCAAGAAUUACGCGCGCCUAUCGUGUCAAACAAGUUUAUUACAGAAUAUCGCAAAGAUUCCACAUAAUAAAGGUUGUUUUCAAAACGCUGAAAAGUCUUCUCGGUUGUCUGUUCAUCUUUUUACUCUAUACACUCUUUCGUGAUUCGAUUCAAAUGAUUCGAAAUUAUUUGAAUAAUAUCGAUUUCAAAAAUGUUUUCCUUAAUUCCUAUUUCUGGCGCAUCGACGAAAAACGUCAAGAAAAUGGUCAAGUCUUCUUGAAUCCGUUAUCGAGAGCUGAAUGGAAAGCUAAUCGAUUAAUGAAACCAUUCUCACCUCCAACGAGUGAUGAGAUCGAAGCAUCAUGGCAGCCGUUGGCUAGAUUUUGCAUAGCAUCCGUUGUUUGUUUAUUGGUCAUGAUGGUUGAUUAUUUCUUUUAUGCAAUCACAAAUGAGGUGAUACGAUUCACUGCCACAUCAGUUACCAGUGGAGGAAAGCAAAGUUUUCAUCUUGACAUAAAAGGCGUUGGAUUUGUGGCUGAUUUGGUAAGAGAUAUGGUAAAUCAUGACUUUGAUCAAAACGUCAACUUGACGAUUCCAUCAGAACAAUGCCGUUUAGAGCCAUCGCCGCCUGACUGGUUGUUCAGUUGGAUUCACAUUAUACUUCCGUUAUUGUUGAUGCUUAUUUUGCAGGUGAUAUUCGGCUAUUUUAUAAAACGCCUAAUACUGUUCUAUGUAAUCGGUGGCAUAUUCCGUAAGCGCAACAAAACGAGAACUAUUCAGCUCUACAAUAAACUCUUGUUUGCACGGGUUAACGGCAGACGAUUGGCGAGAGCACGCAUUCGCUAUCAAGUGGAACGUCAUCUACUGCAGCACGAAGCAAUCGCGCAGCAAGGGUCCAAUAAUAUAGCUUGUUCACCGAUUAUGAAUUAA
Molecule: messenger RNA, 1992 nt
Organism: Anisakis simplex (herring worm)
Lineage: Eukaryota; Metazoa; Nematoda; Chromadorea; Rhabditida; Anisakidae
Source: the annotation of a GenBank genome assembly